Lucilia sericata (common green bottle fly) is the source of this 2479-nucleotide messenger RNA. RefSeq lists its product as uncharacterized. Lineage: Eukaryota; Metazoa; Arthropoda; Insecta; Diptera; Calliphoridae. The coding region runs from base 93 to 2402 and encodes 769 amino acids. The record is from RefSeq and is a predicted model, not a curated record. The transcript is spliced from 2 exons. Gene Ontology annotation, biological process: negative regulation of protein sumoylation. Gene Ontology annotation, molecular function: calcium ion binding.
AGUCUUUCGACUAGAAUACAUAUUCGCAAAAAAAGUGAGAGUGUCUUCUCUAAUUUAUAAUUAAUAUAAGAGCUUGUGUGGAAAACAUUAAAAUGAGAAUUUUCGUGGUAGCUUUUGCUAUUAUAGCCGUAGCAGCUUCAGCUGCCAUCGAUAGUCCACUUAAUGAAUAUUUACCACCAUCAGAAGACACUGUUACUUUGGAUCUUACUAAUAAUGAUGACUCGGCCUUAUUAGCCGAUGACGGUUAUCGUUAUAAAACCUUAAGACGUUUGAAGUAUCGUCAAAGACGCGAUGUUUCAGAAGUUGCCAACGAGUAUUUGCCUCCUGCUGAUGAAAGCACCGAAGCUGUUGAAUUGAAAUCUGCUGAAGAACCUGAGGAAUCCGCUGUCUUGGGUGAAAAUGGUUAUGAAUACAAAACUGUGCGUCGCUUGAAAUACCGUCAACGUCGUGACGUCUCCGAGAUUGCCAAUGAAUACUUGCCUCCUGCUGAAGAAACCACCGAAGCUGUAGCUGAAUUGAAAUCUGCAGAAGAACCUGAGAAAUCCGCUGUCUUGGGUGAAAAUGGUUAUGAAUACAAAACUGUUCGUCGCUUGAAAUACCGCCAACGUCGUGAUGUUUCCGAGAUUGCCAACGAAUACUUGCCUCCUGCUGAAGAAACCACCGAAGCUGUAGCUGAAUUGAAAUCUGCUGAAGAACCUGAGGAAUCCGCUGUCUUGGGUGCAAAUGGUUACGAAUACAAAACUGUUCGUCGUUUGAAGUACCGCCAACGUCGUGAUGUUUCCGAGAUUGCCAACGAAUACUUGCCUCCUGCUGAAGAAACCACUGAAGCUGUAGCUGAAUUGAAAUCUUCUGAAGAACCUGAGGACUCCGCUGUCUUGGGUGAAAAUGGUUACGAAUACAAGGCUGUUCGUCGUUUAAAGUACCGCCAACGUCGUGAUGUUUCCGAAAUUGCCAAUGAAUACUUGCCUCCUGCUGAAGAAACCACUGAAGCUGUAGCUGAAUUGAAAUCUGCUGAAGAACCUGAGGAAUCCGCUGUUUUGGGUGAAAAUGGUUACGAAUACAAAACUGUUCGUCGCUUGAAAUACCGCCAACGUCGUGACGUCUCCGAGAUUGCAAAUGAAUACUUGCCACCAGCUGAAGAAACCACUGAAGCUGUAGCUGAAUUGAAAUCUGCUGAAGAACCUGAGGAAUCCGCUGUCUUGGGUGAAAAUGGUUAUGAAUACAAGACUGUUCGUCGUUUAAAGUACCGUCAACGUCGUGAUGUUUCCGAAAUUGCCAAUGAAUACUUGCCUCCUGCUGAAGAAACCACUGAAGCUGUAGCUGAAUUGAAAUCUGCUGAAGAACCUGAGGAAUCCGCCGUCUUGGGUGAAAAUGGUUAUGAAUACAAGACUGUUCGUCGUUUAAAAUACCGUCAACGUCGUGAUGUUUCCGAAAUUGCCAAUGAAUACUUGCCUCCAGCUGAAGAAACCACUGAAGCUGUAGCUGAAUUCAAAUCUGCUGAAGAACCUGAGGAAUCCGCCGUCUUGGGUGAAAAUGGUUAUGAAUACAAGACUGUUCGUCGUUUAAAGUACCGUCAACGUCGUGAUGUUUCCGAAAUUGUCAAUGAAUACUUGCCUCCAGCUGAAGAAACCACUGAAGCUGCAGCUGAAUUCAAAUCUGCUGAAGAACCUGAGGAAUCCGCUGUUUUGGGCGAAAAUGGUUACGAAUACAAAACUGUUCGUCGUUUGAAGUACCGCCAACGUCGUGAUGUCUCCGAGAUUGCCAGUGAAUACUUGCCUCCUGCUGAAGAAACCACUGAAGCUGUAGCUGAAUUGAAAUCUGCUGAAGAACCUGAGGAAUCCGCCGUCUUGACUGAAAAUGGUUAUGAAUACAAGACUGUUCGUCGUUUGAAGUACCGUCAACGUCGUGAUGUUUCCGAAAUUGCCAAUGAAUACUUGCCUCCAGCUGAAGAAACCACUGAAGCUGUAGCUGAAUUCAAAUCUGCUGAAGAACCUGAGGAAUCCGCCGUCUUGGGUGAAAAUGGUUACGAAUACAAAACUGUUCGUCGUUUGAAGUACCGCCAACGUCGUGAUGUCUCCGAGAUUGCCAGUGAAUACUUGCCUCCAGCUGAAGAAACCACCGAAGCUGUUGCUGAAUUGAAAUCUGCAGAAGAACCUGAGGAAUCCGCCGUUUUGGGUGAAAAUGGUUACGAAUACAAAACUGUGCGUCGCUUGAAGUAUCGUCAACGUCGUGAUGUCUCCGAAAUCGCUAAUGAAUAUCUGCCUCCUGCUGAAGAAGUAAGCACCGAAGCUGUUGCUGAAUUAAAAUCUGCCGAAGAACCUGAGGAUUCCGCUGUUUUGGGAGAAAAUGGCUACGAGUACAAAACCGUUCGUCGCUUAAAAUACCGUCAGCGUCGUUACUAGUUUUAGUUAUUACUUUUAGCUUAUUACAAAAUUUAAAUAAAUUCACUUAGAUCAAUAAAAUUACCUUGAAAAAUUUA